AUGGCAGCGAACGGCGCAAGCGGCGGCGGCAGUCGCAAGGACCCCAUCCUGGAUCUGGCCAAGUACAUCGACCAGGAGGUUCGCGUUAAAUUUCAUGGCGGUCGCGAGGUGACGGGCACGCUCAAGGGAUACGAUCAACUGGUGAAUUUGGUGCUGGACGACUGCGUCGAGUUCCUGCGUGACCCGAGCGACGAGUACCGAAUUACGGACGAGACGCGCAAAGUGGGUCUAGUGGUGUGCAGAGGCACAUCCGUCAUGCUUGUGUCUCCCGUGGACGGCACAGCUGAGAUCCCCAACCCAUUCCUACAGCAGGAAGGAUAG
Messenger RNA from Phytophthora infestans T30-4, 321 nucleotides. Its product is annotated as U6 snRNA-associated Sm-like protein, putative. Gene Ontology annotation, biological process: nuclear-transcribed mRNA catabolic process; mRNA splicing, via spliceosome. Gene Ontology annotation, cellular component: spliceosomal tri-snRNP complex; U6 snRNP; U12-type spliceosomal complex. The record is from RefSeq and is a predicted model, not a curated record. Gene Ontology annotation, molecular function: RNA binding. The transcript has a single exon. The coding region runs from base 1 to 321 and encodes 106 amino acids. Lineage: Eukaryota; Oomycota; Peronosporomycetes; Peronosporales; Peronosporaceae.